AUGGAAGAAGACGAAGACAGCAUUGUUGAUGUUGUUAGCCAAUCUCAUUCAAUGGAAACAGAGAACGACAUCAACGACGGCUUCCACUCGGCUCAUGACGAUCUGCCAAUGCUAGCCGAAGAUGACAUUGAUGAGGAAGUAGGAGACGGUGAUGCGGUUGUGGUUGCUGCAUCAGCAGAACAACAAGCAGAAGAAUCGCAUCCUGUAGCUUCUGAAGAACCAGCCGUUGUAGAAGAAAACUUAACACAAGAGAAUACAGAAAGUGAAGUUCCACUAGAAGAAGCAAAGACUAUGAUCGAAUUCGAGACGAUAGCUGAAGCGCAAGCAGAUGAAGACACUGGUAUUAAUGAAAGACCCACGGUUGUUGAAGAAGAUGCUGAGGAAUUAAAAAACGCUGAUGAACAGCUGCAAGCUCCACCUGAAGGCAAACGUCCACGCACUCCAAACGAGCUUGAUAUUCUCGCUAAUGAAGAACCAAUAGAUUCAGAACCAUUCAAAGAAGAGCAUCCUAUUCCUAUUGACGUUCCGAUAGAAGAGAAUGAGGAAGCUGCUGUAGAAAGGAAGCCGAGUCAAGAUGCAGCUCCCGUCUCAGAAAACCUGAACUCUGUUCCACAAACUCCAAAGUUGGCAGUAGGAUCCGUUCCUCAAACACCAAAGUCGGCCAAAACCGAGAUAGCUACUACGCCGACAAAAUCUGUACCUACAACUCCGAAAGCAGAUGAGACAACUGGUGUAUCAAUGGCAUCUGUACCAACAACUCCGAAACCCGAUGAGGUUUCUUUGCUAAUUUUAAACACUAGCAAAAAUAGGACAGCUAGCACACCAUUGGAAUCUGUACCUCAAACACCGAAAACCGAAGAGGCAUUCGGGACCCCAACUGGUUCUGUACCACCCACACCAAAGUUGGCAGUCGAAGAGGGUUUCCGUACACCUGUAGGAUCCGUACCACCUACACCACGCUCAGUAGAAGAAGCACCUGGUACUCUUGCUGCCGGAUCUGUGCCACCAACUCCGAAGGAGGUACAAAAAGAGGCACGACGUGGAUCAACAAUUUCAACUCCAAGGUCAAGUAUUGGUUCAAUUCCCGUAACACCGAAGCCGACCGGAGAAGUCACGCGCAAAACAAGCAUUCCUGGUACUCCAUCAACUAAAUCCGAGACACCUAAAAUUUCCACACCGUCUCUCGCAACACCAAAAACGGCAGGAACACCGAAAUCGAAUGCUGCGUUCAGUUUCGAUGAAGCUCCGCCGACACUGAAAGAUACAGAAGCACCUUUAACGCCUGCUAAAAAGACACCUAGAACCCCACAAACUCCGGAACCUCCAGCUCAUGAGGAGAUUCAAGCAGUAGUUAAUGAAGAGCCUUCUCCUAAACUUGUGGAAAAUGAAUCAGUACAGGAAGCCGACGAAGAGGAGCCGAAAACCACUGAAGGAGAGCCUGUAGCUUUUGAAGAGAGGUCCGAAGCCGUUGAAGAUCAGAAUAAAGCAGCCGAAGAGGAGCCUAAAGCUGAAGAAGAGCCACCAGCUGAAGAGAAUGGAACAGAGCCAGCACAAGCCGACGAACCUCCUAAAGAGCUCGAUGAAGAGGAAAAGGUUAGUGAAGUUACUGGUGAAUCUCCAGAAGUAAAUAGAAUUGAGCGCCGUACUUCCGCUCGUCCACGUGCUGCAUCUCCGUCUCCACCACGUCGUACAAGACAACUAUCACCGUCUCCUGAACGACGACCUUUACGUGACUAUAAAAGUUACGAUCAGGUAUUUUUGAUUAGCAGAUUAAUAAUUAAAGCAGCUUGUUACGAGUUAGUUAAGAAUUAUCCAAGUGUAAAAAUUGAGGAUUCACACCGUCAUAUUCCACCACCACGAAUCCCCACCAUGACUUCAUUCUCUUCGUGGAGCCCACUAGAUAGAAGCACUUAUACGCCAGUCAGUCCCUUCGUAGUAAAUCCCUACAAGUAUCGCAAUGAAUAUACUGCUAAUUGUGAUUACCGCCCUAGUAACAACUAUUUAAGCCAAUUUGAUGACAUCGUUAAUACAGGAGCGUUUUCAUCAGCACUAUAUUCAACUACUAGAUUGAUCGAACGAUCACGUAGUCGCACGCGUGAACGUCGCCAAGCAAUGCGAUCACAGAGAUCAGCUUCGAACUACUACAGGUUAACUUCUCAGUAUCCAGCCCCACAACGUGCUCGUGAGUACUCGACGCCACCAUCACGCGAGUACAGCAGGCCACCAUCACGAUCUGGUUCAUUCAUCUCGUUUAUGGAGUAUUCUGGAUCGAAGAAUGGCGAAUUGUCACGUAACGCAUCGCGCUCGUCCAUUAAUGACUCAGCACUAGCUCUUUCACGCAGCAGUUCGCGUGAUAUCUUCUACGGUGGUGGUCGCCUAUCUCGAGUUGACAGCUACGUACGUGAUCUUCACACACCAUAUGAAUACGAGAUGCCGUCAAACUAUGAUCGCUAUAGAUCAUCAUCACGAUCCGGUGGAUACUCAACUACUAGCGGUUACACGGGCCGCAUUGGUCAUCUGGAGAGGUCACUCUCACGUGAAUUACUAACAAAGGACAGGCUGCGUUACGAGUACAAUCAUCUAUCGAACAAACUGAAUCAAGCGAUGCGACAAAUGGAUUUACUGCGUGCCAAUUCGUACUCGAACAUACGUUCCUCAUCACAACCACGUACCAGUGUCUACACUCAUUUCUAUCCUUACUUCUAG
Angiostrongylus costaricensis is the source of this 2706-nucleotide messenger RNA. NCBI's taxonomy places the organism in Eukaryota, Metazoa, Nematoda, Chromadorea, Rhabditida, Metastrongylidae. The record is from the annotation of a GenBank genome assembly.